UAACCGUUACCAAGUAACGAGUUACUUGUAACGAGUUAGGCACAACUCUGCGUGACGCGUAUAUAGUGCGCGUGAAGGGUAUAGUAAGUUGGUAUAGGCGUACUAUAUAUAUACACAGCCAUGUUUAUAUAGCAAGACGAUGCACUAACAUUUUUAACCAGUCGUGGCUUCAAAUUUUUUCUGACAAAAUACAAACACAAAAGAACCAUAUGCUGUGAUUACCAUAUUAUUUGAAGAAUUUAUACGUAUAAUUGCUGGUAUAUAAUAUAACGUAAAUAGCGAUACGAUAAAAGACCCCCGGAAAAGUCCCCCCACCGGUAUAUACUCCCUCAGUGUUUGUCGCCACAGUCUUUUGCUCGUUCCGUUUACUUUACACGACCGUCACCCUGAAGAUAUCAAAUCCCUCGGAAGUAUAUAGCUCAAACCGCGGUGGUGAGCCACAAGAACUUCGGCUUCUGCGCGCAGGAAGUGCGAUUUUAUGAGGUAUAUAGCUUUUCUGGGGGCUCAGGCGAUGUGUGUUUUAGGGGUCUCUGUUGACGAAGAAGGAUCUUGUGUUAUACUGCACGCCGAACCUCGGUGCUGGUUAUCUGGCUUCCGCUAUACCUUUAUUGGGUGGGGAUUGUAAAGGAGUCGAGUGGAUUGUGGGCUGUAUUAGAGCUUAACGCUGGCGGGGCUUCCGUGCAUGCGGUGUUUCACUGUAUAUACGCAUACGAAGAAGGUCGCUGUUAGCAUGUUCAGUUGAUUGCUAUUGUGCUAAUGCUGUACUGACAAUGGUUACAGCGAAAUUAAACUGUAAUGCAGUGAUAAUAACAGUAGUAAUAAUAACUUUAUUUUUGUUUAGGUGCCCCAAAACAACCACUAUAGGGUCUUCUUAUUGGUGCACCACAAAAUGUUAUAUACAUGUUUAAGUAGGUUACGAAAAACAGAGACAUUCAAAUAUAUACCAAUAGAUAAAUAAAUAUAUACCAUAGCGACGGUUAAACUUGGUAGUGUUUUUUUUUUUCUUCUUCUUUUCUUCUUAGAUAUGUGUUUUAUAGGAACGCGGAGAGACUUCUUUUGGUCGUCUGGGGAAAGACAGAUUUUUUAUCCACAGUUGAAUCUGCGAGCGAUUUGCAUACAAAUAAAAAGUGUCUACCUCUAAAUUGUUCUGUUGCUUUUCCUUCUGCGCGAGAAGAAGAACAACAGCAACUUGUUUAAGUACUAGCAAAGAACAAGAAGGUACAUGCGACAUCUUCUGCUCUUUUUGUUCCACCGUUAGUUAUCCGACAGCCGCGUAUGCGAUUCAGAUUCAAUAAUCUCGCGCCGUCUAUUUGAAUAGUCGCCUUGCAAUUACGCUUCAUACACACGUAUGACAUGCUUUUUUAACAGAAGGGCCGGAAAUCUGAUAGCGGCGUUUCCGUAAAUGGAGGAAUUGCGACAAAAAUUCGCUCACACAUCCCGCAAAUGUUUGAGAAAAAGAAAAAAAAACGGAUCGUGAGAGAAGAAAUCCAGUCGGUCGAACACGUACCCGCCGCCAAAGUACCCGCCAUACCCAACCGGCAGAGAUGCCGCAGCCACGCCGACUGACGCGCUUCAGCGCGAGGCGCGUCGCGAGAGAGAAGCGGCAGUGCACGUGACCUCCCUCGCCUUCUGAUUGGCCCCGAGCGCGCGGGCGAGCGCGCGGGGAGAGGGAACCGGUACAAAACUGCUCCGCGUUCCUCCACCCCAUCAGCUAUAUCAUCCGCAGACGAGCGCGUCGCGUGAUUCUGCGUCCCAAGUUUUUUUUUGUGUUCUAUGCGCGCAAAGAACGCGAGCUCAACGACGUUCACGAUGCUGUCCAGGUAGCGACGACUUCACAUUUCACCGUCAACCCAUUUUGGAUUACGAUGGAUUGUUGUGCGUGCUGCGGAUUUCUCCGGCCCUUCGACGGAGGAUUUUGUGUGGCAAUGUGUGUGUGAUCUGUGGUGUUGUUGUUGUUGUUGUAUCUGCAUAUCGGCACCCCCCUUGUUGGAUUAAGUGAGGUGAACCUCCCAAGAUGCGUCUGCCUCGGUUACCAAGGCGGACUGAAGCCUUCGUACUGUGCAUUCUGGCCAUGGUCGUCCUACCUCAGGGGUGUCAAUCAUCUGGUGUCUUCGAGCUCCGUCUUGGGUCCUUCCGCGACGCGGCAGGUCUGGACGCCGAAGGUUCCUGUUGCUCGACGGGUUUACCGCGGGGAUCCAAGGGCACGACGUGCCCGGGUCCCUGCCGAGCUUCGUUCCGGGUCUGCCUGAAGCACUACCAGAAAACCAUCGACCUCACUUCUCCGUGCACGUUCGGUGAGCUCAGUACUCCCGUGCUCGCCUUCAACGGUACGCAGCAGCCAGCCAUUCGGUUUCCCUUCGAGUUCUCGUGGCCGGGAACGUUUUCACUGAUCAUCGAAGCCUGGCACGAGAGUGACCCCGCCGUUGCGUCAUCAGACGGUCCCCGACAUCGAGCGCUGAUCCUGCGCGUGGCGACGCAGCGCUGGCUGAAAGUCGCGGAGUCGUGGACGGAGGACGAGGUCCGAGGGGACCACGGGGCGUCCCUGUCCUUCGGUUUCCGCGUCCUCUGUCAGGAACACUACUACGGCUCCGACUGCGCCAAGAUCUGCAGACCGCGAGACGACAAGUUCGGCCACUACACCUGCAGCGCCCAGGGAGACCUCGUCUGCCUGAACGGGUGGAAAGGGGAAUACUGCGCCAAAGCGAUCUGCCUGCCUGGCUGCAAGGAACCUCAGGGUGACUGCGAUAGACCCAACGAGUGCAAUUGCCGCAUCGGCUGGGAAGGCAAGUACUGCGACCAGUGCACCCGGUACCCCGGUUGCCUGCACGGCACCUGCUCGCAGCCGUGGCAGUGCAACUGCGACGAGGGAUGGGGAGGUCUCUUCUGCAACCAGGACCUCAACUACUGCACCAACCACAAGCCCUGCCGCAACGGAGGCACCUGCACCAACACGGGCCAGGGCUCUUACACCUGCACCUGCCCGCAAGGCUUCGCCGGCAAUAACUGCGAACUGCGCGAGGAGCCGUGCGCUGGGAACCCGUGCCAGAACGGGGGAACCUGCGCGCCGUUGGCCUCCGACGAAGAAGGCUUCGCCUGUCACUGCAAGUCUGGCUUCGUCGGCCAACGUUGCGAAUCCGAGGCUAGUCCCUGUCUAGGCAGGCCCUGCGCCAACGGCGGCACCUGCGUUGACGCUCCUCAAACGAACCAAGGUUAUCGGUGCCUGUGCCACGGCGCCUUCGAAGGGGAGACCUGUCUGCUGCAGAAGGAUCCGUGCGAGCCGUCACCCUGCGCGAACGGUGGCAGUUGCGUGCACGGGGCCGGUGACCCCGGGGGCUACCGCUGCGUUUGUCCCUUGGGCUUCAGUGGGGCCCACUGUCAAGAAAACAUCGACGACUGCGUCGGCGAUCCCUGCGUCAACGGCGGCACAUGCGUCGACGGCGUCAACGACUUCCGUUGCCACUGCGUGCCUGGAUUCGUGGGCCCCCAGUGCCAGAUCAACGUCGACGACUGCCUCACGUUCCCCUGCGCGAACGGCGGAACUUGCAGCGACCUGGUCAACGACUACAAGUGCACGUGUCAGCCCGGUUUCACCGGCAAAGACUGCUCGGUGAACGUCAACGACUGCGUCUCCAGUCCGUGCCUCAACGGUGGAACGUGCUUCGACAGGGUGGCCGGGUUCCACUGCGAGUGUCCCCCGGACUUCACUGGCCGCCGCUGCGAACAGAGGCCCUCGUUGGCCCCUCGGGUGGCCAUGAGGGGUUCGGCGGGGGCCCACGAGGCCCCAAAGUCCUCGCUGGAGGAAGACGAGAGACUGUCCAGCACGCAGGUGGCCCUCAUCGCCACGCUUUCCGCCCUGGUGCCCGUGCUGGCGCUGACAGCGGUGCUCCUCAUCGUGUGCCACAGGAGGAGGUGGCGCGAAAAGAGGGACGCCGAGGCGGUGCAGCGCCAAAAUGAACACAACGCGGUGCACAGCAUGAACAAUAAGCUGGCGGACAGCCAGAUAGUGAAUGACUUGGAGAAGCCCCUCCAGAAGCGGGUCAACAACGUGGAGGGCAGUGAUGUGAAAGGGGGCACGUUGCCCCUGGGCAAGGCCCCCAGCAGCAAGGUGCUCAAUGUGGACUGCGCGACGGCGCGCAGCAGUAAACUGUUGGACGAGAGUGAGUGUGUGUACGCGAGCACACGGACGUUGAAUCGGCUGCAGGGCAGCUGUGUGGGGGGAGGUGCCAUAGCCAAGGUUGGAGCGGCGUCCUCCUCUAAAAGCUGUGAUUCCAGUCUGAGCGAGGAAGGCUCGUCACCAAAGUUGUGCCAGCCGCCGCAGCCAAGCAGUAGCGGCGUCUACGUCAUUGAGGACCACUACAAAGACGAGAGCCUCCUCGCCACCGAAGUCUAGGAUAGUCACCACCACCACCACCACACACAUAUCAUCCACCGUUGCGCGUCCUCAUCAUCACCCCGUUGUCAACCCAAAGAGCUUUGUUUCUUUCGUUUCUCCGUGUCUCUCCCGUCCUAACUUAUUUGUGAGAAGAAAGAAAGAGACGUCAUUUUUUUUCUUUUUUUUAAAAAAAAGCACGUGCCAGGGGGAUGGGCCCCUCCGCCUACCCCUCGAGAGCGUACCUGCCUUGCGUUGUGUCGAGAACUUCUUUGUGAGAAGUGCAGUCUUUGCAUUUUUUUUUUUUUUUAAAUCGUUGCAUGUCUCCAGGGCCUCUCUCCAAGUGCUUGCUCCUACUAGGAAAGAAGAAAAAGUUGCAAGGAAAAAACGGCUAGCAAACUAUGUACAUAGACAGCGUUCACUUGUACAGAGCAAUCUAUGGAAAAUAUUAUUAUUAUUAUUAUUAUUAAUUAUUAUUAUUAUUAUGAAGAGAGGUAGGAGAGAGGCGCAGACUACUCCCAGUGCAAGUCAGACACUGUAAUUUAUUCCUGUCCCCCUUCUUUCUGCGAAGGGAGUGUUGAGUCGUAGCCAGGCCAGUGUUGCCGUCGAGAGAGAGAGAUUUUUAAAAAAAGAUUUCUUUUUUUUUUCCUUUUAUGUUUGGCUUGGAGCGAGCCAGGUUGUACCAAAAAAAAAAAGUACAUUGUUCACAUUGUGUAUCACAUGCAUCAGUCAUUUCAUGCUGUUUUUAAGAGACUUCAAAACAAACUUUGUUUGAGGAAGAAGAAAAAGGACAUUUUUUUUCCAGUCCAAAAAUGUUUCCUUUUGUGUUGUACAGUUCGACUAUAAUUUAAGAAGAUCAAUUUUUUUACCUGUAAAUAGUGUAUAUUUAUGAAUCACUAGGAAGAGACUACUUGACUGUAAAUAACAGCAAAGAAAAGAAAUGCGUUCAAUAAAUGAAGAGACUGUUAUUUUUGCA
Messenger RNA from Ornithodoros turicata, 5345 nucleotides. It is a transcript of the gene Delta, whose product is annotated as delta-like protein B. The transcript is spliced from 8 exons. Gene Ontology annotation, biological process: cell communication; multicellular organism development; negative regulation of Notch signaling pathway. The record is from RefSeq and is a predicted model, not a curated record. Gene Ontology annotation, cellular component: plasma membrane. The coding region runs from base 2015 to 4390 and encodes 791 amino acids. Lineage: Eukaryota; Metazoa; Arthropoda; Arachnida; Ixodida; Argasidae. Gene Ontology annotation, molecular function: calcium ion binding; Notch binding.